Molecule: messenger RNA, 1422 nt
Organism: Pollicipes pollicipes
Lineage: Eukaryota; Metazoa; Arthropoda; Thecostraca; Pollicipedomorpha; Pollicipedidae
Product: calcium-activated chloride channel regulator 1
Exons: 9
Coding region: 82-1422 (446 amino acids)
Source: RefSeq, a predicted model, not a curated record
AAGGUGCUGACCCACGAAUGGGCUCAUCUGAGGUACGGCGUCUUUGAAGAGUAUGGCUACCCUGGUGACGACACAUACCCGAUGUUCUACUACACACGCGAGGCUAAUGGAGAGAGCAAAGUGGUUCCCAAUACCUGCUCCAACACAGACCUACGCGGAUACAAAAUGGACCAGAAGACUCAGCAGCCAUGCACGUACAGCAAGACCACUGGGCUGCCGGACAACAACUGCGUCUUCUACCCGUAUGGCGACAACGACGCCAUCUCGUCCUUGAUGGCGUUCACCUACCUGGACUCGGUGAACCAUUUCUGCAACAACAGCGAUGAUAAGCGGCACCGUCCGGAUGCGCCCAACAAGCAGAACUUCCGCUGCAGCCAGAGAUCGGUGUGGGAGGUGAUGAGAGAAAACGCCGACUUCAAGGGAGGCAGGAACCCGCCGGCCAGCUUGGAGCCGAACCAGCUUGUGCCGACGUUCGAGGUGGUGCGACCGGCACAGGCCAGGUUCAUCAUGGUGCUCGACACAUCCGGCAGCAUGGGGGAUGUGUCUGCAGCGUCGUCGAGACAAACGUCUAAAAUACAGAAGCUUCACUCUGCUGCCACCAAAUGGAUCAAGUACGAACUCCAGAACGGCACUUGGGUGUCCAUCGUGACGUUUACAGACACCGCAGUUCUUCAAACAGAAUUCAAGCAGAUUGUGGAUAAGACAUCAAGAGAAGAAAUUGCCAGACAUGUUCCUUCAUCAGCAGGUGGUGGCACGUGCAUCUGCAACGGUGUAUAUUUGGGACUUAAGACUCUGAAGAAAGCGGUAGGGACUGGUGGAGUGAUGGUCCUCAUGACGGACGGCGGGGAGAAUCCCCCCUGCUACAACCCGGACACAAAGGCCAUGUGGGACCUGACCGACCUGUACGACCCCGUGGUGGCGGCCGACGUUCGCGUCAUCACAAUGGCCUUCGGAACGUCGGCCGAUUCCCGAUUGGAGAAGUUCGCCGACAUUAGUGGUGGGAGGACGUACUUCAUCAGCGAAACGAAGGCCUCACUGCAGCUCGACCAGGCGUUCCAGGGCUGUCUGACCUACCAACCGGACAUCACAGUGGAGACUGAGAAGAACAUUGUGCUGUUUCAGCAAUAUUUUUCCGGAUUUUCCGUCACAACAUUUUCCAGUAUGUUCUCCAUCGAUCCAACAACGGGGAGAGAUGUCGUCUUCAAACUGGCGUUCGAUGAUGCAUCGGCCAUCAGCACCGUCAAGUCUGUUCGCUUGGUCUCUCCUACCGGCGCGACUUACACGAACGUCUCCUACGAACCGAGUGAAAACUUCGGCACGUUGAAGUUGCAUCUUGCUGAGGAAGGCGAUUGGCAGUUUCUCCGUGGCUUUCAAGGCAGAUCCGAUGAUGUUGUCAUCACUGUCACGUCUAAGUCCAGGUAG